CCCAUGUCCCCAACUGCUUGCUCGAGUCGGAUCGAGUUGAUAUUUUUGUGGCAUUUUUUUUUUUUUUAACAUACUCAAUGAGUUAAGUACGCUUGAGAAAUAUUAAGCUAUGAACUGUUGCUUUAUAAAUACAAUUGACUUCUUUUAUGAUAGCAUUCAUGAACAGGUUCCUCCCCAGGCUUCUUUCUUUAUCCAAAAUUCAAAACCAAAAUGGAAAAUUUCUACCAUGUCAUGUUUUGUUGUGUCUUUUUUUCCCACCUCAUGAAAACAUCUGCAGUGUCAUGUUAUGUUGAAAGCAAGAAGUCAUGUCAUUCAGCAGUAACACUUCCCAUCUGUCUCAGCACAUCGUGUCUGUGUAUAAAUACCACACAUUGGAUGACUGCGGCCACAGGAAGCGACGAUUGUCAGAGGCUGAAGUCGAACACUUUUAAUUGGCAAAUACAUCGCUAAGAUGGAGACCAAGAAGAGCGCAAGAAAAUAUGACACAGGGGAAGUGGGCAAAGAUUUAUCAGAGCAGAUUAAAGCGGCCACAAAAGACAACCACGAGAGAGCUGAAAACACAGAGUUGAUGCUGAGUUAUCAAAGGGGAGAGAUCACCCUGCCGCAGUACAAGCUCCUGCUGUGUUCCCUCCACGAGAUCUACAAGGUGCUUGAAGAGGAACUAGAUAAGAAUUGUUCCCAUCCAGCGGUUGCACCGAUAUACUUCCCGCAGGAACUUGCUCGCCUGGAAUGCCUCGAGAGUGACCUGGAGCAUUUUUUUGGCCCCGAUUGGAAGGGGAAGACAAUUAUUCCUGCGGCAACACACAGAUACACUCAGAGGCUGCGAGAGAUCGGUAAAAAGAAUCCGACGCUCCUGGUGGCACACGCCUACACGCGAUAUCUCGGGGAUCUGUCAGGAGGACAAGUGCUCGGGAAAAUUACCCAGAAGUCCCUGAAACUGACAGGCAAAGAGGGCCUUUCGUUUUUCUUCUUCCCCGGCGUGAGUAGUCCUAACCGCUUCAAGCAACUGUACAGGAGCCGCAUGAACGCCAUCGAGCUGACUGAGGAGGAGACGGCGGCUGUGCUGAAGGAGGCGGUCGCAGCCUUCGAGUUCAACACCCAGGUUUUUGAUGACUUGCAGAAAAUUUUGUGUGUCACAAGGGAACAACCUAAGAACAACUCAGCCAGUCUUCCACUUCCUCCACUCGCACAUUUCACCGUGGGGCUAUGUGUCACACUGGCUACGAUUGGAAUGGGAAUGUAUAUCUUGUAGUAUCAGUCAACACCACAUGCAACAAUAGCACUUUACUAAUCCUUUUUAGCUAAUGCAACAAAUCUCAUUGAAACCAAAACCAACAAUGGCUUCUAAAAUGUCAUUUGUAUUUGACUGAACCUGCUGUAUACCCUUACUUUUGUUAUAUUACUUCCAAGUGAUAUUACUGACUUUGAUUUUAUGUAUCUAAAUAUAUAAAACAUGAGAAACUUGCAACAGGUGAAAGAGGCUUGCUGUAUUGCUUAAAAGGACCAAACGUGUUAGAAUACAGAUGAAAAAUAGUUGCCAACAGUGCAACUGAAACCACGAGGCCUCGGUUCCGAAGCCAAAGAAUGUCUGAGCUAAACCUGAUCACUAACACUUGGGAACUCUAACAAUUCUUUGUAUAUUAUUUAGUAAGCUGAUUGCAUUCAUUUUUCUGAUUUCAUUGAAAUACAGCAUAUAAAAACCAUCCGUUUAAUUCAUUUAGCCCUUCUGAUGCAUUAAUGUUAUUCAACAAUAGGUUGCCAAGAUUGUUAAACUGCUAUAUUUAAAGUAGAUUCAUUGGUGAAUGAUUAAAAGUAAUAAAUACAAGUUUUUAAAAAUUCAUUUGUG
Syngnathoides biaculeatus (alligator pipefish) is the source of this 1846-nucleotide messenger RNA. RefSeq names its product heme oxygenase 1a (gene hmox1a). The record is from RefSeq and is a predicted model, not a curated record. Gene Ontology annotation, biological process: response to oxidative stress; heme catabolic process; heme oxidation. Lineage: Eukaryota; Metazoa; Chordata; Actinopteri; Syngnathiformes; Syngnathidae. Bases 452 to 1252 code for a protein of 266 amino acids. The transcript has 6 exons. Gene Ontology annotation, molecular function: heme binding; heme oxygenase (decyclizing) activity.